ACCUGCAGGAGGGCUGGAGGCGGCGGCCGCGCCCGGCCUCCGCCUGCACGGGGCCGCGCCUCCCCUGCUCCCCGCUUUUCUGCCCUCCUCUCCUGUCCCCCGGCCUCGCCGCCGUCCCGCACGCAGCCGCCUCCCGCGGCGCCGGCACCGGGCUGCAGCUGGCGGGCGGCGGCGUCUCGGGGCGCCCCCGGCCGCUCCCCUGUCGUACCUGCAGCCCUCCUGCCACUCCCCCUCGUUGCUUCUCCUCUUCUAAUUUCCUGGGUUUUGGGGGGGGUUGCUUUUAUUUGCUUCUCGUCUUCCUACGUUUUUUUUUUUUUUUUUUUUUUUUUUUUUUUACCCUCUUCAUCUAGUGGCUCUUAAUUUUUUGGUUUCUUCUGAUUUUUCUGCUUGGACUUUGCCUUGUCAUGUCAAGAUGGAAGUCAGGCAUGACUGGCUUUCCUCAUCCCCCCAUGAGGGCUUCGAGCAGAUGAGGCUGAAGAGCAGACCCAGGGAGCCGUCGCCAAGCCUCACGAGAGUAGGUGCGAACUUCUACAGCACUGUCAAGCAGCAGGACUACAGUGCCAGUGUCUGGCUGCGGAGGAAAGACAAACUGGAGCACUCCCAGCAAAGAUGCAUUGUGAUCUUUGCACUGGUAUGCUGCUUUGCAAUUCUGGUUGCACUGAUAUUUUCGGCAGUGGAUAUUAUGGGAGAAGAUGAGGAUGGACUCUCAGAAAAGAACUGUCAAAAUAACUGUCGGGUUGCUCUUGUGGAAAAUAUUCCUGAAGGGAUCAACUAUUCAGACAGUGCACCAUCUCAUUUGUCUCUUUUCCAAGGCUGGAUGAAUUUGCUAAAUAUGGCUGAAAAGUCUGUUGACAUAGUAUCUUCCCAGUGGGACCUCAAUCACAGUCAUCCAUCCGCAUGCCAGGGUCAGCGUCUUUUUGAAAAAUUGCUUGAACUGGCAUCUCGAAAUAUUGAGAUAAAACUAGUGAGCGAUAUCCUGCCUGUGGAAUCAAAAGUACUAAACGACUUGAAAACAAAGGGUGCUGAAGUGCUGUAUAUGAACAUGUCAGCAUAUAAUGAAGGUCGCCUUCAGUCAUCUUUCUGGAUUGUUGAUAAACAGCAUGUGUACAUUGGGAGUGCCAGCCUAGACUGGAGAUCACUGGGACAGAUGAAGGAACUUGGCGUCAUCGUAUACAACUGCAGCUGCCUCGUCCUGGAUUUACAAAGGAUAUUUGCCCUGUACAGUUCAUUAAAAUACAAGAAUAAAAUACCUCCAAGUUGGUCUAAGAGACUGUAUGGAGUGUACGAUACUCAGAAUAAACUGACACUGCAGCUGAAUGAGACUAAAUCAGAAGCUUUUGUGUCGAAUUCACCUAAACUCUUCUGCCCAAAGGACAGAGUCCUGGAUAUUGAAGCUAUAUACAACGUUAUCGAUGAUGCAAAACAGUUUGUAUACAUAGCUGUCAUGGACUACCUGCCGAUCGUCAUCGACACAAAUGCUAAACGAUACUGGCCAUAUUUAGAUGGGAAGAUAAGAGAAGCUUUAGUUUUACGAAGUAUUAAAGUUCGACUUCUCAUAAGUUUCUCAAGAGACACAGAUCCCCUUACUUUUAACUUUGUUUCAUCUCUCAAAGCUAUUUGCACUGAAGUUCCAAGCUGUAGUUUGAAAGUUAAAUUCUUUGACCUUGAAGAAGAGAAUGCAUGCUUUCUUAAAGAACAGAAGAACACUUCCCUUCCCAAACUGAACCGUAAUAAAUAUAUGGUGACUGAUGGAGCUGCAUACAUUGGUAAUUUUGAUUGGGUAGGAAAUGCAUUUACGCAGAACGCUGGAGCGGGCCUUGUAAUCAACCAAGCAGACGCGGGGAACAGCACAAGCAUCAUAAAGCAACUCAAGGCUGUUUUUGAAAGAGACUGGUAUUCACAUUAUGCCAAAAGUUUACAACCAACAAAAAUCCCAAACUGCUUUAAUCACAAACUUAAUAAAGCAACAUCAAAUAAGACUGCCAUGAGCAAUGUGAAUUAGAAAGACUAUUUUACUGCUUAGUACGAUGAAGAAUUACAUUGGGUAUAGCCCUCUUUCAUAUUUACAUAUUUACAGACAAAAGACUUAAAAAAGCAAAAAAAAAAAAAAGGUUGGUUGGGGGGUGUUUUUAGGAAAAAGCACACUUAUAUAAACUAUCUAAACUAUAUUCUCUAUAUUAAGACUUUCAAAUUUGUUACUUCUGACACUGAAUGUCAAUUUUUGCUUCCAUGUUAAUUUUAACGUUCCUCAUUUGAACUUAACAGAAACAGAAGAAUUGACUGAGGCUGUUUUCAGAGUUUCGCUAAUUGCCAUCCUAGCUAGAAUGAACCCUUGGCAGAACUAAGUUCUUAGCUAUGAAGUGGCACUCCAAGAUCAGUUAUUACUGACAAACAAGUAGAUGGUAGGUUUGCCCUAUUAGAAAACAGAAGAAUAAGCAAAUAUUCACCUAUACAAAUUAUCCCCUUUAAAUAAAUAUCCAAUCAUGUAAGUCUUCUCUAGUUUUGAACAUUUAGUUAAAGCAUAAUCUUUUCUAAAUAGCCUUAAAAUACAUUACAGUUACAGUACUGGUAAUUCAUCUCCUAAGAGAAUGAGAAGAUAUUGAGGGACUGGUGUUGGCCUAAUCAAAUUCAUGAUAAUCACUAAAACCUCUCAGCUAAAUUAAUUUUCAAAGUAAUAUGGAUUCAUUUCAACCUAACAGUUAUUUCUAAUGACAGUAUUAUCUAACAAUGUACAUCUCUGUAUUACAAGCAAAGAACUAGGGAGUGCAAGAAAAAUCAGUCCAAGAACAAAUUUUUCUAAAGGUCGAAGUUUUUCAAGUAUAUAGAAUAAAAAAUAAAAAUAAAAAUAAAAUACUGCUUUUUUGGAAGGUCAAAGGUUGUGCAAAAUUAUGUAAAAAUUGUUGUUAAAUGAUAACAUAUUCAUUUUCACACAUUUUUUUCUUUCCUGUCACUUAAAAAAAAUGCAAAAUGGCUUUUUUUUUAAAAAUGUUGUCCACAUAGGCGAAUAUAUCAGCAUAAACUGAACUGUUCUGUAAAAGUGUGAAUUUGCUCUUUAAAAAGAUUCUUUUCCAGAACUGUAUUAGCUUAGUUUCUUAAUGAAAACAUUUCAUUACUAUCCUGCUUCUGCUGAAGAAAUACAGCCAUGAAAGCAAACUGCAUUCUCCAUUAUGUUAAUAAUUAAUGUAACUCUUUCCAAAUGCAGACUGUUCUCACCCGGCUGUAUAUUACAGAAGGCAUGUUUUCAAAGCAGUGGGUUAAGAGAUACCAAAACCAAAAAUGUCCCAAUGGAUUAUUUUAAUCUUAAAACUAAGUUAAAACGCCACCUUGACUUUCAAAAUACAAGUUUCAUUUAAAAGUUUUUUUUUUAAAAAAAAAAAAAAGGUCAAUUUUAUUUUAAAGUAAGCACAGUUUAGGAAAUUAUGAAAAGGUCAUGUAUGCACAACUUCAGAAUACUAUUUUGCCAGCAAGAGAUAGAGACACACCAUGAAACUGGUUAGGACUGCAAAUGGCACACUUUUAACAAUCACUGUGUUUCUUUUGCAAUUUCCCAGGUGUAUAUCAUCUUACUAGAAAGAAUGAAAAAAAAAAUAGUUUUCAACUUUUACAUAAGAUUCUGCACAGUUCUAAUGUUACAGAACAUUUGAUAAUAUUCAGAUAAACCCAUGCAAUUUAUUAGACUUUCCUCCUGAAGGACAACAUAUAUUCUGACAUUUGUGUAAGAAACAAACAAACAAAUCUAGAAAGAAAAAGGUUACCUGAGUCGCUUAAAAGGAGGCAUCUUUGGGAAGAGAAAAUUUUGUAUUUUCUCUCUUCUGUAUAUAACUUUACUAUACGUAUUGCAAGAACAAUAGAGAUCCCCAGCACAUAAUCUGAGAUUUUAAAAAUUAUUAUUAUUUUCAUCCAGAUUCAUUUCUUGUGAAACUCUUACCAAUUUCAGCCAUUGGUUACAUCACCAAUGAAUUUAGCCUUUGGAGUCAAUGCAAAAAAAAAAGGGGCGGGGGGAUUAAAAACCGAUUGAGAUAGUUUUAAAUUUUCUGAGAGAUCAAAAAUGGUCCCCAUGGAUGGGUAAUCUUAAAGCUUGAGAUAAAUUUACUACUCUGUUUUUACUAAGAUUAAAAAAAAAAAAAAAGACACCCCUCCCUCCCCACUUUUCAGAGUUGUAGCACCUGAUGGCAAUAAUAUAAUAAUAUACAAGAAGAAUCACUGUAAUAUUUUUCCCUCUUGUAUUAUGGAUACUAGAAAUGUGUUAAGUUUUUGAAGUGACAUUUUGUACAAGUAAUGAAGAAUCUCAGUGCAACAGAAAUUUGUCAAAUGCUAAAGCUAAUCUUUUUUUCAAAUCAGUAUUUAGUGAUGAGAUCAGACUGUGGAGUUACCACUGACCUUCUAUUUAGGAUAGCAAAUGAAUGAUUCAGAUAUAAUAGUUUCAUUGAACUGAUCCUAGGGAAAUACAAUCAUAAAGAUUAACUGGUCCCUCAGUUAACAACUGCAUUCUUACUGACUUGACAAACAAAUUCUGGUGCUUCAAUGACCCACUCCCGCCCCCCCAAAAAAGCUGAUACAUAGAAGUACUUUUUAAAAGUAGUAGUAUAUUCUGUUUUUAUGAUUGAUCGGGGUUUUUCUGAGCAACUUUAAUGAGAAAUAGUGGUCAGCCAUCCUACAGCUGGUCUGGCAGGCUCAAAUUUCAUUUUGUAUAACGAACGUAUGGAUUGCUAUCUUAAUAGCUAUUUACAAUGGCAGCAGCUCCAAAGUAGUACAGAAGGCUUUGGUCUGUUACAUUAGCCAAAAGACAAAGUGCAUCGUUGGACUUCAGCAAGUUGGAAAUUAAUGAAA
Oxyura jamaicensis (ruddy duck) is the source of this 4830-nucleotide messenger RNA. It is a transcript of the gene PLD5, whose product is annotated as phospholipase D family member 5. Gene Ontology annotation, molecular function: catalytic activity. The coding region runs from base 413 to 2002 and encodes 529 amino acids. The record is from RefSeq and is a predicted model, not a curated record. Lineage: Eukaryota; Metazoa; Chordata; Aves; Anseriformes; Anatidae. The transcript is spliced from 10 exons.